AUGGAGGCAAUCAUUGUCAAACCCUCAGGGGGGAGAUCUUUUGCCGAGGUCUUGGGUGCAAUCAAGGCCAAUGCUAAGCUAGAGCAGACCGAUACGGUUGGCACCGUCCGUUCUCUUGAGCCAAAGACAUCAGUCGAGGUUCGAGACAUUGAUUGUGUGUCGACGGAGGCUGAUGUUGUGGAAGCCCUGAAGAAAGCUAUCCCCGAGCUUGGUGGGCAAACGGCUUUUCUGAAGGUGUGGCUCACAAAACCGAAUAGGAGCCAGCAGCGGAUGGCGGUCGCCGAAAUGGCAGACGCACAUGCCAAUAAGGUGCUGGCACUCCAACAUCUGAGAGUCGGCUGGUUUGCACCUAUAAAGAAAAAUCUCUUUUGGUGGGCGCAAAACAACAUCAACACCGAAAUCAUCAUGGUGGGGCUAGCAGAAAGGCUGUACAGACCUGGUUAUUACUAUGUCCCAAAAGUGGAAGCCCCUGUCCAAAUCUUCAUGAAGGUGAAGAAGAUGGAAAAGACUACAAUUAGAGGAGUGGCUACCCAACUUGACCCAACGCUAGAUAAUGACACACUGGACAAGAUAGUUCUAGUGCACCGCUUCAUUCUGCCACCACUGAGCAAACUAUUUAUAACCUUCAAGUUUGACGGGAACAGUUCAACUUCGCCUUUGAGGGUAUUGAUUAAUUUUAACGAGCGACCUAACUGGGAGGCCUUGUCUGGAGCUAAUGUUGUUUCACCACAAAACCCAGACGUGGUUAUUCCAUAUGACAUUGUUGAAAGAGAACACUUCUACUUCAUGGGAAUCCUUCCAAAUAAAAGUGUUGGACCAAAAACAUCGGAAGAGACAGUUGAAUGUCAGUGCACUCACAUGUCGAUAUUUUCAAGUUCAAUUUUCGUUCCACCAAACGACAUCAAUCCCAUUUUAGACGCACCUCUAUUCCUCACAGUUCCAGAAAAUCCUUAUGUGGUAAUUUUUGUGAUUGUUAUCCUUCUUUUGUUUCUGCUGCUACUUUUGUGGGCUUAUCGAAAAGAUCGGAAGGACGCACUUUGUAGCGAUGUCAUCGUACUCCAUGACAAUUUCCCAGGAGAGAGCUAUGCCUACUUGAUCGCUGUAUUCACUGGGUCUCGUCUAACAGCAGGAACUUCUGCUGUCGUUGGCCUUCGUCUUUAUGGAGACACCUACGCCACUCGGCCAACAGUCCUGAAGUGUGAGACCAGGAGAGUUCUACAAAGAGACAAUGAUGACUGGUUUCUGUUGUGCUAUCCUGUUUCCUUAGGUAUGCUCAAUGCCGUGCAACUCUGGCAUGACAACUCUGGGAGGAACCCCGACUGGUACUGCUCAAAGAUUAUCGUGUACGACCUCCAGGCCACGACCCAGUACCUGUUUGUGAUGGACCAGUGGCUGGCAUUGGAGGUAGACGAGUUUCCGGAAGCGAUGGUUCGACCGGCAACCACGGACGAGGUGUUGAGCGUCAAGCGGAUUUUUCUGGACAACUCUGUUCUCGGCUUUAGGGAAAAUCAUUUGCACCUGAGCAUCCUGGCUAGACAUCCGAGGAGCCCUGUCUCUAGAAAACAACGUUUGAUGGUCCUGAUGGUUUUGAUAAUGUCAGCCAUGUUGGCUAGCAUUAUGUUCUUCAAAGUUACGGAUAAAUUUGCUGAAAACGUUGAUGAGUACCACUACAGCUUUGGUCAAAGAGAGCUCAUGAUAAGUAUUCAAUCGUUUGUGAUCUCCACAGUCUUUGCCUUUAUUGCAAUGUUUCUUUUUAGGAAAGGAUAUAAGCAAAGAGACUAUCAAAACAACAAACGUAGUACAUUGUAUAUGCCAAGGAAACGAUCGUCAAUAACGGACAAGUAUUGGUUUUCUGAUAAACCAGCGUUUGUGGACUUGUCUACUUUCAUAGCAUACGAUGAGAAGCCAACAAAAAAACGCAAAGAUAUGACUAUGUAUGAAUCAUUCAUCGCAGCCAUCAGAAACUGUACUCAUCACAAGACUCUUCGCCCUGUUCAUUUAGCUACUGAAGGCUCGGAAAUAAAAGUGAACAAAGGAUGGUUGAUAGCGGCAUGGGUAUUUUCAAUUCUAGUGAUUAUUAUAUGUGCAUAUCUUGUUAUGCUAUACAGUCUUAAGUUUGGGAAAGUAAAAAGCUUAAAAUGGUUAAGCAGCCUGGUGGCAGCACAAGCUCAAGAUAUUUUCAUCUUUUCUCCGCUGAAAAUACUGAUACUUGCCUUAUUAUUAUCAGCUGCAUUUGAGAGAACAACUGACAUUUCUGCGUUCAAACUUGAUGUCAACAAGGCAGUUAAAUGUGACCUCGUUGGAGAUAAAAAAUACUUGGAUAAUUUAAUAGAGUACCGAACAAAGAGUAUAUACUACCCCAUGACAGAUGAAGUUAAAGCUAAAAAAAGAAGAAAGACCAUGAGGAAAAUGAAGUGGAGAAUCAUUUUAGAUUUUCUCGCCGUGCUGACGUUUAUAUUGAUUCUGUGCUACAUUAUGAAAAUUCUGUGGAGCGGAGCGCACUUCCAUCCUAACUCUCAUGCUGCUGAGAUGAUGAUGACCAAAUAUAACGGCCGAUUUGUCGCACUGCAGGAUGUUUACAAUCGGACACAAUUCUUUACCUACCUACAGAACACUUUUGUGCGGUCCUUGUUUGUUUUUAGAUGGUUUAAUGAUUUAAAUUUCCAAACACUAAGUCCUUCAGACGCUCCUGAAAGAAAAGACUGGACAAAGGAUUUUGUAUCCAAAAUGGUGGGAGCUCCACGACUAAGGCAGUUACGAAUUGUUGCCAGUUCCUGCGCAGUACAUCACGUUAUGGUAGUCGCUGUGCAGGAUUGCAUCCGACCGUGGAGUGAGGGCUACAUGGACACUGACACUUACGGUGUCCAAUGGAAGAAGGCGGACUUUGACGACGAGAUUGCGUAUGCUUGGGGUUACCGGACCUACUGGAUGUAUCAGGAGCCCAAGAACACCUCUGUGUUUCCAUUAUCUGGGAAAUCGGGAGUUGUCUAUCCCUCCGGAGGGUACAUUCUACCUCUUGCCGUCAAGAGAGAUCAGAGCAAAUCAUACGCAAUCCAAGUGGAGCAGGAACAUUGGGUCGAUCAUCGUACAAGAGCCGUGUUUCUUGAGCUGACGCUGUACAAUGUAAACAACAACUUGUUCAGUCAAGUUACGGCGAUCAUAGAACACAUGACCUCUGGGCUCUUCAUGACGCUUGCGAACGUGGAUUCAGUACACACAAAAGAAGAUUUCAGUGUUUGGAACUUAAUUUACAUAGUCUUCAUUGCUGCUUUGGCCUUACGAAUCGCUUACAAAAUGAACAGAAAUGGAUUGUUCAAUUUUUUCAGGAAUUUUCUAAACAUUUAUGAAGUACUAGUUGUGGCUGUUGGAGUGCUAAGUGUAAUAUUUUAUCUGAUUCAUACGAAAGUUUCUACUAUUUAUGUAGAGGAAUUCUACAGGGAAGGGCUAGAUUUGUUCUUCAAUUUUGAAGAUAUGAUCAAGUAUUUUCGGUACACCAAGGCACUUUUGUGGAUACUCUUCUGUUUGUUGGUGUUCCGGUUGUUUGUGAGCUGGCAUUUCGGUGAGAACUACUUCUACUAUUACCACACGUUCGUGUUUUCUUUACAAUGGAUUGUCAUUUUGUUGAUUUUCUUGUUGUAUUACUUUUAUUUAGUCUGGAGAAUGAUUGGUUACUCCAUUGACGGAAAAGUUUUUUACAACAGCCGUGUGAAUAUUCUACACUACAAAAUGUACAACUGUAUAUACAAACGAGAUUUCCACGAUCGAACUAAACUGAUCGCCUUUGUACUAUGUGUAAUGGCGUUAUUUUUUAAAGUAAUUUUCUUUGUGAUGUUCACUCACUACUUCCAAAUAGGAAAACGGAAGCGAUUACUUCCAAUGGAAUAUUUAAACUUUUUCACUUUUUUUGCUGAAGAAUUUGGACGAUGUUUCGGGAAGAAAAAAGAAGAGGAAUUUGCAACUGAUAGACAAAUACAUAGGAAGAGAGAUGUUAAAAGGUCAAAGAGGUCUACCAUGUAUUAAUUUUUCCACCCCAUAGUUCUGUUGGUAUAUUUAUGCAACCUUUAUCAUUUUUGUAUUAUAAUAGCUAAAAUUUAAAAUAAAAUACUUCUAUCCAUAGUUUUUAAUGUAUAUAGAAAAUGGGUUAGCUGUAUUUAAGUUAAUCCUCAAUUCAAGUUUAAUUGAAUAAAAAGAAAA
Messenger RNA from Macrosteles quadrilineatus (aster leafhopper), 4194 nucleotides. RefSeq names its product polycystic kidney disease protein 1-like 2. Lineage: Eukaryota; Metazoa; Arthropoda; Insecta; Hemiptera; Cicadellidae. Gene Ontology annotation, molecular function: protein binding. The coding region runs from base 1 to 4020 and encodes 1339 amino acids. The transcript is spliced from 20 exons. The record is from RefSeq and is a predicted model, not a curated record.